Molecule: messenger RNA, 1285 nt
Organism: Cajanus cajan (pigeon pea)
Lineage: Eukaryota; Viridiplantae; Streptophyta; Magnoliopsida; Fabales; Fabaceae
Product: putative F-box protein PP2-B12
Molecular function (GO): protein binding
Source: RefSeq, a predicted model, not a curated record
UUAGCAUGGUAUAAGCUGGUGUUAUUUACUUUUGUGUGUAUUGUAAAAGAAAAGUGAAUAGUAUUAUUAUAAAAUGGGUGCGGCAAAUAAAUAAGAAUAAGGAGGAUAGGAGGAAGGUGAAGCUUAACUGCUAAGCUUCGGUGGUAUUGAAAUUGAGUAGUAAGUUGUAGACGGAGAGGAGAAAAAUAAGAAACGAAAGAGCAUUGUUUUGGUAUGGUUAAUAAGGUUAUGGUGGUGGAAGGGGAGUUUGAGCAUCUUCCAGAAGAUGUGAUAGCGAAUAUACUUUCGUUCACCACUCCCCGAGAUGCCUGCGUUCUCUCUUUGGUCUCAUCCUUCUUCAAAUCUGCAGCAGAAUCCGACGUCGUAUGGGAAAAGUUCCUCCCCUCCGAUUACCACGCUAUCAUUUCCCAAUCCUCAAACCCUAUCACUUAUACUUCCAAAAAGGAUCUCUACCUCCAACUAUGCCAUACACCCCUCCUCAUAGACGAUGGCAAUAAGAGUUUUAGGCUGGAUAAAGUGAACGGGAAAAAAUGCUACAUGCUCUCAGCUAGGAGUCUCUUCAUUGUCUGGGGAGAUACUCCUAGGUAUUGGAGGUGGACUAACGUUCCAACAGCCAGGUUUUGGGAGGUGGCGGAACUUGUUAGUGUGUGUUGGUUGGAAAUAAAGGGAGUGGUAAAAAGCAGCAUGCUGUCUCCAAACACAUUGUACGCGGCCUACCUUGUGUUUAAGCAACGGGAUGCUGGGGCGUACGGCUUCGAGAACCAGCCGGUGGAGGUGGAGGUGUCGGUAGGGGCUGCCGGAGGAGGUGGCGGUGGGAGGCGGACGGUUUACUUGGAGGCGGCGACACCGCGGAGGCCGCGUCACCAGAUUGUUCCUCGGAUAUUCAGCCGCGUGCGCUCUCGUUUCCUGGACAGUUUCGAUGCGGCGCCGCCUUUGCCGUCGGCGGUGGAGGGGGCUUCGGGAGGUGGAGGUGAGUACCCGAGGGAGAGAGGCGAUGGGUGGAUGGAGGUGGAGUUGGGUGAGGUGUUGAAGGGCGGCGGAGAGGGAGAGGAGGAGGUGGAGAUUGGAGUUUACGAGGUGAAGAGUGGGGAGUGGAAAGGGGGCAUUCUUGUCCAAGGAAUCGAAAUAAGGCCAAAACUCAAAAAUUGAAAUAACCAGGCGCCACUCCCCACUCUACAAUUAUCAUUUCUACUUUACUUUAUUCACCAUUUCUUUUCUAACUCUUUAUUUUAUUAAAUGCUACUAUUUAUUUCAAUCUCAAUAAAAAUACUCGACGCUUUUUUAA